UGGAUAGGAAUGAGAGAGAGGGAGUUAAAAGCCGCUUCCUUUUCUACUGCCAAGAGCUAUUAAGCUAGGAUAUUUUUGCUGAUGCUCUUGUGCUUAAGUUUGUGUGUCUAUUGUUUUUUUCCGUGGUUCUCAUUAUUCAUCAAGAUGAGCAGCUUCAAGUAAUAUUUGUUUUUGAAAACCAAGGAAAGGAAUUUAGUAUCUAUCUUUCUUUUUGUAACCAUCUUGACAAGAACCUUUCAAAACCGCAUUUUCUCAACUGACAGACUUGCAGGGUGUUGAAAAAAUGGCAGGGAAAGAAGUAUUGAUUGUCUAUGCACACCAAGAGCUCAAAUCUCUGAAUGGUUCAUUUAAAACCUUGACAGUGGAAGAACUGAAGAAGGAAGGCUGUACAGUCACUGUUUCAGACUUGUAUGAAAUGCAAUUUGAGCCAAGAACAACUAGGAAAGAUAUAGUUGGUGAAUUAUACAAUCCUGAUCAUUUUAAUUAUGGAAUUGAGGCCUGGAAAGCUUAUGAAAAUGGAUGUCUGACUGAAGAUUUGAUUGAGGAGCAAAAGAAAGUCAACAAAGCCGACUUGGUGAUUUUCCAGUUUCCUUUAUAUUGGUUCAGCAUGCCAGCCAUCCUGAAGGGCUGGAUGGACAGAGUCUUAGUCCAAGGAUUUGCUCAUGAUUUCCCAAAGUGUUAUGAUUCUGGUUUACUCAAGAAUAAAUUAGCUUUACUUUCAUUUACCACUGGAGGAGACGAAGAAAUGUAUUCAAGGAGAGGACCCAGUGAUAAUAUCCGUUACCUUCUCUGGCCCAUGCAGCAUGGAAUCUUACACUUCUGUGGCUUCAGUAUCCUUUCCCCUCAGAUCUGCUUUGCCCCUGAGUAUGUGACAGAAGAGAAAAGACAACAGAUGUUGACUUCAUGGCUCAAACGGCUACAGACCAUUUGGGAGGAGAAACCUAUUAAUUGUGUGCCAGAAUGGUACUUUGGGGACAUUUGAAAAUGGAGCAGGGAGAUGAAUACAAAAAGAUGAAAGUAUUUUCUGAAACUCUGACCCACAGAUAUUUGUUUCUGUAAUUUCCCUAUCCAUCUUGGGCUGUACACAGCCAGUUAAUUAAAUUAAAUUGAAUUGGAGACUGAGUAU
Messenger RNA from Protobothrops mucrosquamatus (brown spotted pit viper), 1126 nucleotides. RefSeq names its product N-ribosyldihydronicotinamide:quinone reductase 2 (gene NQO2). Gene Ontology annotation, molecular function: NAD(P)H dehydrogenase (quinone) activity. Gene Ontology annotation, cellular component: cytosol. Bases 284 to 982 code for a protein of 232 amino acids. The record is from RefSeq and is a predicted model, not a curated record. The transcript has 6 exons. Lineage: Eukaryota; Metazoa; Chordata; Lepidosauria; Squamata; Viperidae.